This is a messenger RNA of Alosa alosa (allis shad), 931 nucleotides long. Its product is annotated as tryptase-2-like. The record is from RefSeq and is a predicted model, not a curated record. NCBI's taxonomy places the organism in Eukaryota, Metazoa, Chordata, Actinopteri, Clupeiformes, Clupeidae. The transcript is spliced from 6 exons. The coding region runs from base 182 to 694 and encodes 170 amino acids. Gene Ontology annotation, biological process: proteolysis. Gene Ontology annotation, molecular function: serine-type endopeptidase activity.
UGUGUGUGUGUGUGUGCAUGUGCAGUUGUGUGUGUGGGUGUGUGUGUGUGUGUUUGUGUGUGUGUGUGUGUGUGUGUGUGUGUGUGUGUACAUAUUGUAUAUGGGAAUCAUGAAUGUGCGUGGGUUUUGGUAAUCUCAUAUAUAACACCUAUGCUCUGGGGGGAUCCAGCAGACUGCAGACAUGACACUCAGGGUCUGUCUCUGUGUGACCCUGCUGCUCAGCACAGCUACAGGCUUGCCACAUCUCAACUCCCGGAGCUCUAUAGUUGGGGGAGAAGAUGCAGCCCCUGGACAAUGGCCCUGGAUGGUGUACCUUAAGACCACUAAUAGAAUGGUUUCCUACUCCUGUGGCGGUUCUCUUAUCAACACUCAAUGGGUUCUGACUGCAGCCCACUGUGUCGACCCAUACAGCUAUAAUUUGGUAAAAGUGGUGGUGGGCCAGCUGAAGCUUCGUGAGCCCACUGGCUGGGAGCACCCCGUGCACCAUGUCCUGAUCCAUCCCGGUUACCGUGGCAGAAAUAAUGGGGACUGGCACAAUGACAUCGCCCUGGUGAAGCUGAAGAAGCCUGUGGUCACCUCCAAACUCGUGAAGCUCGUGGCACUGCCCACCCCUCUGGAUGUCUUCAACAACCGCUCCGAGUGCUGGGUCACCGGAUGGGGCAGAGUGGCUGAGAAUGUCUCCAUUGGGAGGUAAGAAGACCCUGCAGCAGCUGAAGCUCCCCCUAGUGGACGACAAUACCUGCAGGAAGGCGUACCCCGGUACCACUGAUAAGCAGCUCUGUGCUGGAUACAUGCAGGGGGGCAAGGACUCAUGCCAGGGCGAUUCUGGCGGCCCCCUGGUGUGUAAAUCGGUGUCUGGGAAGUUUGUCCAGGUCGGGGUGGUGAGUUUUGGACAUGGCUGUGCCCGGCGUGGCUACCCUGGGGUGUACAC